This is a messenger RNA of Glycine soja, 1723 nucleotides long. RefSeq lists its product as uncharacterized. The transcript has a single exon. The record is from RefSeq and is a predicted model, not a curated record. Lineage: Eukaryota; Viridiplantae; Streptophyta; Magnoliopsida; Fabales; Fabaceae. The coding region runs from base 121 to 945 and encodes 274 amino acids.
CCUUGGCCCAAACCCGUGUCUUAAAAAUAACUCAUCCAACCCCUUCUCUCUCUUUUUUGGUUAUUAUAAUAAGACUUUAAAACACUCUUCUUUCUUGUAUGGUCCCUUGCACUCAUCUCGAUGGAGACGAAAAGCCACUCAGGAAGUGGAAUCAGCCCUAGCGCCUCACCGGAAUUCGAGUUCUGGAUGGUUCGAAACCCCUCUUUCCCACAACCAAACAUUCUCUCCGCCGAUCAGCUCAUUGUCAACGGGGUCCUCCUUCCCCUCCACCUCCUAAACAAACCCGACCCAUCUCCUGCUAUAACCGACUCCUCCUCCUCCUCCUCCUCCGCCGCCACCGCGUCCAAGCGCUGGAAGGACAUUUUCAAAAAGAGUGACAAGAAAAACACAGACGCCAAGAAGCUCAAAGAGAAAAAAAGCGGUGUCACAACUUCAGCGGAGCUCAACAUCAACAUAUGGCCCUUUUCCCGGAGCAAGUCCGCCGGGAACGCGGCUACCCGACCCAAACCAUUCGUUCCGGCGACCCGGAAAGCCAACAGCGCGCCGUGUUCGCGGAGCAAUUCGGCGGGAGAGUCCAAGUCCAGAAAAUGGCCCAGCAGCCCGGCCCGGCCCGGGGUCCAUUUAGGAAGGAGCAGCCCAGUCUGGCAGGUCCGCCGUCCCAAGAAUCCAGUACCGGAACCUCUCAACCCUGACAUCAACAAGUCCAAGCGAGAAAGUCACCGGAGCAAGGUGGUCGGCGGGAGUGGCAGCUCGAAAACGAAGGUUUUGAAUUUGAAUGUUCCAAUGUGCAUUGGUUACAGACAUCACUUCACCUGCAGAAGCGACGAGAACAGUGCCAUUCGUGUCAGUAACCCAAACCCACCUCAUGCUCAUGCCAAUGUUGGUGGUAAACUUUUUACUCUGCGCAGCCUCUUCACCAAGAAAAACGUUGUAACCUCUCACUAGUCUAUCUAAGGAUUGGGGUGUGAAAAAAAAAAAAAAAAGCCGGUUCAAUCGAAUUAGUUUAUUUUUAUAAAAUCAAUAGUUUAAAAAUUAGUUUGAAAACUAAAUUAAAAAUGAUUUCAAUCUUAAAAUAAGUUAAAAACUAAUUCAAUUUAGAAUUGGUUUUUUAAAAUCAGUUUGAUUUCAAACUAAUUUUUAAAUUAAUUUAAUUAUUUAGAUAUAAAACUAAAUGAAACAAAUUCAAUUUAGUUUUUUACCUCACACCCCUACCUAUCGUAAUGGCACAUACACGUGUGAUUAUUUAAUUACCAGUUAGUAUCUACUAGUGCUUAUUUUUGGCUCUUAAUUUGUUUGGGGCUUGUAAAGAAAGAAGAAAAGAAAGCUACGAGUCUAUCUUUUGGUACAGCGUUUGUAUGUAACCGAAAAGGCACCUUUUUCUGGUUACAACUUAGGAUUUUAAACUAGAUUGGUUAGUGUCGUAGCGUGAUGAAAUACCAUCGUUUUGUUCUCUUCCUCUUGCUCCCUCGUGUAGCCUCAAAUGCUUUAUCAAAAUGUAUGUAUUUAUUAAUUAGUUGUAUUCUGACUUUUCCUUUCUCGCUAUCUGCAAGUGGGGCUAUGUCUGCUUCUCAACUUGUCUUUUUCCUUCCUUCUGCCUUUGUGCUCAGAACUCAUCAGAGCAGAGGAUUUCCUUUUGGGAAAUAGGUGUCGAGAGAGCAGAGUAUAUUCCAAUGCUUGCUGCAUCACGCGUCUUUAUUUUCAAUUUUAAAAGACUUCGUUUUAA